GACUUUACUUCCGUGUUGAGCUAGCUUUUGACGUGCACUUUACAUUGUCGAUCAAGCCUGCUUAUGCUGUUUCCGUGGCAAGACCUCUCUAGGCCUAGCCUAUUUUUGCUUUAUGCUUACGAGCUAAAAAUACCUUAAUUAAAGCUUAAGUUUAAUGAAAUUACUUCAUAUGGCUGAAGACAUAUUUGGAGUUUGAAUUGAGGGGUUUUUAAAGGUGUUAAACUAUAAUGAUAAUUGGAUGGGAAGUGGCCACUUACAUCCACUUGCUGAUUUUGGUUGCUAGUAUUGUCAGGUUCUCCACCAUUUGACUUGUAAUCAGAGAGAGAACGAAGUGAUUACCAACACUGGAUUUUACACAACAUACUUCUUGUGAAAGUUGAUCUGAAGAACUCUUCAUCAUGAGCAGAUACAUGGCUCGUAGCAAGAACCCUCUAAAUGAGCGUUAUUUCUUUGGCCGUAUUACAAGGGAACAGGCUGAAGAGCGCUUGAAAGAAGCUAAUUGUGGUAAUGGAUACUUCCUCUUACGAGAGAGUCUGCAAAAAAAUGGCAGCUACGUUCUGUCUUUAUACCAUGGAGAUGGGAUUUACCAUUACGCUAUUGACAGACAAUAUGACAACACAGUUGCGAUUCGUGAUGGAAAAAAGUUCCCUGGCCCAAUUGAGCUUGUUCAACACUACAAAGUAAACGCGGACGGCUUAUUAUGUAAGCUGACAAAACCUGUCACUCUAAAACCGGGCGAACAACCGCGAGCCUUUGAUCAAAUGUCUCACAGCGAUCUAGAUCAGCAAAUUAUAUCAGUUGGCGAGAAAAUGGGAAUAAGUAGCGACAUAAUUGAAACAGCCAUGAGGGGAGACAGAAAGGGCCAAUUUGUCCAGGCAAUCAACAGCGUGUUACACCAAACCCAACCAUGGUUCCAUGGCAAAUUAUCAAGGGAAGAUGCAGAGAAGAGAAUAUUGAGGUCAAGGCCAAAGGAUGGAUCUUAUCUUGUUCGAGAACGUGCCGAAGAAGGCACCUUUGCACUGUCAUUAUUUUUCGGAAGAAUUGUGUACCAUUAUAAAAUAGACAAAAAUCACACAGGUGAAUUAUCAAUCAAAGAUGGACCAAAAUUUCAGAGUUUGAUGCAGAUGAUUGAUCACUACAUAUUGAAGAAAGAUGGCCUGCUUUGCUGUUUAACUUUAGCAUGCUCUGAAAUGAAUACUAAUCGAUUGUCAGUUCCUGAUGUAAGACCUUUGAAUUCGUCAAAUUUUGGAAGUAUCGGUAAUCGUCCAGGAUCAGCGUCAGAUAUUAGCUUACCGCCUAGAGAACCUCCCCCAGUGCCGCCAACAUCAAGACCACAUGUUACGGAGACUGACCAUGGGAGAGGACAUCCUCCACCAGUUCCACCACCAAAUAAUAGAGGUGCAGCCUCUCUGAAUUCAGGUUCUCUUGCUGGGCGUAAUGUGAUUGACAAGCGUUUGUAUGGCAUUCCAAAUGAUCAGGAAAAAAUAUAUGAUCACGUUGCAAAAACCAAAAAGACCAAGACUCUCAACCGCGAAAAUCUGUCUCUGAUGAACCAACUUGGAAAAGGAAAUUUCGGGUCUGUAUUAAAAGGAACGUACCGUGUGGAUGGACGCGAUGUACCGGUAGCGGUCAAAACUCUGAAAGAUGUUCAAGUUGUGCAGAACGGCAGUUCUGAAAUCAUUCGAGAAGCUGAUUUGAUGGCAGAUUUAGACCACCCUCAUAUUGUUCGUAUGAUUGGCGUAUGCAGAGGUGAUGAUAUGAUGCUUGUUCUGGAAUUGGCUGAACUCGGUCCUCUCCACAAAUACCUUAAAAAACAUCAGCAUGUGACUAUCCAUAACAUUCUUGAACUGAUGUUGCAAGUUGCUCAGGGUAUGCAGUACCUAGAGAGUAGGCAGUUUGUCCACCGUGAUCUUGCUGCAAGAAACGUCCUCCUUGUCUCAGAAACAUUCGCCAAAAUUAGUGACUUUGGAAUGUCAAAAGCACUUGUAAAGGACAAUAACUAUUAUGUGGCCGAGCAAGCAGGUCGUUGGCCUUUGAAGUGGUAUGCACCAGAGUGUAUCUACAAGUUUAAGUUCAGUAGUAAGAGUGAUGUUUGGAGUUAUGGAGUUACUUUAUGGGAAGCAAUGUCCUAUGGAAAGAAGCCAUAUGUUAAUAUGAAAGGCCAAGAGAUUCUAGAUAUGAUUGAAAAUCACAAAAGACUGGAUUGUCCUGAGGCCUGUCCUGAAGAUGUCUACAACUUAAUGUUAAGUUGUUGGGAGUAUGAAGCAAAGGAUCGAUGUUCAUUCAGCAAGAUUGCAGAGACAAUGAAAGAUAUUCUACUAAAGUUGAAGACGGGCACGUUGAAAAUGAGAUAACCUGAAAUAGCAUUCAUCACCAUGGUGAUAGGUAAAUCAAGUAUAGAGGGCAGUAUUACCAUCAACACUCUUCGAGGCCUAUGCAGGCAGACAGCCUUCUCAAAAUGUUCAUUUACUGUACUACCAUGUCCAACCUCUUAGUAUGUGGUGGUUAUUUAGUAUGUAAGUUGUAUAUAGGUUCUUCUACAUAUAAGUGUCCACAAUACAAGUAAAUGAUAUGGUCUUACCAUACACGAGAAAAUUAGGAUGUCUAAAGCCAGGCAGGACACAACGCUGUCUACUGACUUUCGGUGGCAGUCUGAACGGAUCCGUUGUGAGCGUGUCGUGGCGUUUCGUCCUCCAUAGAAUGCCUGGCUUACUGGGCAAAGUUUUGUACAUCAAUUAAAAAAAAAAAA
Anneissia japonica is the source of this 2749-nucleotide messenger RNA. Its product is annotated as tyrosine-protein kinase SYK-like. Gene Ontology annotation, molecular function: non-membrane spanning protein tyrosine kinase activity; ATP binding; signaling receptor binding. The transcript is spliced from 14 exons. The coding region runs from base 399 to 2354 and encodes 651 amino acids. The record is from RefSeq and is a predicted model, not a curated record. Gene Ontology annotation, cellular component: cytoplasm; extrinsic component of cytoplasmic side of plasma membrane. Lineage: Eukaryota; Metazoa; Echinodermata; Crinoidea; Comatulida; Comatulidae. Gene Ontology annotation, biological process: intracellular signal transduction; innate immune response; cell differentiation.